This is a messenger RNA of Cimex lectularius (bed bug), 367 nucleotides long. Its product is annotated as up-regulated during skeletal muscle growth protein 5. Bases 46 to 294 code for a protein of 82 amino acids. The transcript is spliced from 4 exons. The record is from RefSeq and is a predicted model, not a curated record. NCBI's taxonomy places the organism in Eukaryota, Metazoa, Arthropoda, Insecta, Hemiptera, Cimicidae.
GAUAAAAUGAACAAAAAAUGGCCGUGGAUGGUUGUAUGGUGAAUAAUGAUGAUAGCAGAGACUUUUUCUCACGGGAGGUUCCUUUGUAGUUCAAAUUCACAGGUUAGUCAGAUAAUACUUUUAGAAAUGGCUGGGGACAAGGGACCUCUGGACGAAUCCCAGUUAAAAGGCUUAAGCAAAUAUUUCAACAGUGUCACCGACAGAGGGAGAGCGAAUGUUGCCAAGGCUACUUAUGCUGGCGUCGCCCUGAUAGCUCUUUAUUUCUGGCUCAAGCCCAAGAAAAAGCAACAGUAGAAAAAUACCAUGUCAGUUAAAAGAAUAAAUUGUAUUCUUCUUGUAUUUAAGAAUUAAACAAUAGUAACCCUUA